This is a messenger RNA of Acaulospora morrowiae, 1008 nucleotides long. NCBI's taxonomy places the organism in Eukaryota, Fungi, Glomeromycota, Glomeromycetes, Diversisporales, Acaulosporaceae. The record is from the annotation of a GenBank genome assembly.
AUGCAACGCCGUUCUAAUGCCUCUAAUGCCUUUGGUGUUGAGGAAACGCCACCGUCUUCUCCAAAUUUCGACCUCCCGGAAAUUAAUUCCUCUCCAACCACAAGGAACAAUUCUCUGAGAAAUUACAAUACUGGUAGACUUAAUGAAAAAUACGCAAUGAUGCAGCAAAAAAUGUCUCAAAUGGUUCAGGAAAUAAGAACACCGCCUUUAAUCAACAAAGAACCUCCAAAGACGCCAAAACGACACCCCCCGGUAAUGCUUCGUGAAUUGCAAGCUCGUGAUGAGGAAAAAAGUCCUUUCCUUGUCUCUCCUACACCCAAGUGGCCUGGAAAUAGAAAAAAACGGGAACUUGAGUUGGAUGACGAUUCAGAACUUGGAAAUUUCCUCAAGCGCUCGCAGAGUGAUAGUUGGCCACCGAGAACAUUCAAGCGUAAAGAUACCGGUCAAACGAAGGUCCCAACAAACACGCAGUCUUCCUCUACGCCACCACAUCGUCGCAGCGGUUUCUACUCACGUGCACCAACCGAACCUUUCCGUUAUUUUUCUAGAACGGAACCAAGACGUAGACCGCCAUCGUCUUUUACCACUCCCAAGCGAUCAACCGAUCAAAAAUAUCGACAACGAAUUAUGAGAAAACACGCGACUAGGUUUGCAUCUGUCUGGCCUCCGCAGAAACCGUUGCCGGAAGGUCAAGGUUAUGAAGAAGAGAUGGAGGCCUUGCUAGAAUCAGCUCCGGUUUCUCCGUCGCCAACGAUUACCAAAAGUCGUUCGGAAGAAGACAUCAAUCACCUCUCCAGUUUGGUGGGAAACUUUGAUAUGGAUGAUAAGGAGGAUGAACAAGCCUCACCGACACAUGUAGCUACAAAUAUAUAUACACACCAGUUGACUCAGCAAAAUCUAAGUUUCGAUGAUGCUGCGAAUCCUCCUCUUGCCACUAAUUUAGAGAUAGAAGAAUUCUUUGUUGAAACAGAAGAAUUUACGAGACUCGAAAAUCGCGAAUCGUAUUAA